Trachemys scripta elegans is the source of this 3269-nucleotide messenger RNA. Its product is annotated as C4b-binding protein alpha chain-like. The transcript has 12 exons. Gene Ontology annotation, cellular component: membrane. Gene Ontology annotation, biological process: negative regulation of complement activation, classical pathway. The record is from RefSeq and is a predicted model, not a curated record. The coding region runs from base 27 to 1427 and encodes 466 amino acids. Gene Ontology annotation, molecular function: complement binding. NCBI's taxonomy places the organism in Eukaryota, Metazoa, Chordata, Testudines, Emydidae.
GCCAUACCUGGGGUCCGUGUUGUACAAUGUGCCAGCUGAGGAGCGGCUGCAGCCCUGCCUGGACUGCGCUGUCACCACCAUUCUCUGGGAACUCACCUGGCACCAUGACAUCACUUCCCUCUGGCUGGACUCUGCGGCUCCUGGGGACCCUGGUACUCAUGCUGCUGCCCGGGGGAGCUCUCAGUUAUUGUGUUGAUCCACCUGACAUUCCCAAUGCUAUUCUGAAGAGUAGUGUUGGCACAUUGAUUCCAGCUGGGAAGGUGAUUAAAUAUGGCUGCCGCCCAGGUUAUAAGCUGAUCGCUGGACUAAGGCAAGGGCAUGUUACUUGUCUUCAAAAUUCGACAUGGUCUUCAGCGCCGAACUUUUGUCAGAAAGUUCGUUGUCCAGCUCCAGAUGUUAACAAAGGAACACAGACACCGAUGCCUAGACCUGGAGAGGAGACCUAUGCGUUUGGGGACAGAGUUACAAUUAAAUGUGAUUUUGGAUAUGAUAUCAAAGGCAGGAUCAUCGGAAAUGCUCAGAUUAGCUGCAAACAUGAUGGCACAUGGGAUCCUGCCGUACCAGUUUGUGAACCAGUUCUAGUUUGUGCCCAACCCCCGAACAUCUCCCACGGCCAGCACAGUGACUGGGGCAAGAGAGUUUUUUUUUUUGGCUCAUCGGUAACUUACAAAUGUGACAGAGGCUUCUCACUUGUUGGAAAAGCCUCCAUUCAGUGUAUCGCUGGUGAUGAGGUCACUCCAACCUGGAGCGAGCCUACCCCUCAGUGCGAAGAGACUCAGUGUCCAGACCCACAUAUUCAACAUGGAAGCCUGAAAUCUCCACUUCCACAUAACUAUACACACAGAACCAGUGUAACGUUUCAGUGUGAUCCUGGUUACAUCCUCAGGGGCGCUGAUAGGAUUCAAUGCCAAGCUGAUGGCAAGUGGUAUCCGCAGCUACCCGUUUGUGACCUAGAGACUCAGUGUCCAGUCCCACAUAUUCAACAUGGAAGCCUGAAAUCUCCACUUCCACAUAACUAUACAUACAGAACCAGUGUAACGUUUCAGUGUGAUCCUGGUUACAUCCUCAGGGGCGCUGAUAAGAUUCAAUGCCAAGCUGAUGGCAAGUGGUAUCCACAGCUACCCGUUUGUGGCCCAGGUUCUGUGCUGAAAACAGCUGGCAUCUCUACUGAGUCUGAAGUUAAAGAUAUAAUUACCCAGGGCAAACCCACAACUGUCCCUCUCGAAGGAGCAGAAAUAACUGGUACUUCCUCAGGUUCUGUGCUGAACCCAGCUGGCAACUUUGCUGAACCUGAAGGGGAAGGGCUUGUCAUAGUCAUUGCAAUAGGCAUUGGCACCGGUAUAGGUAUCGUAGUUCUUGGUGCAGUUCCUGCAAUUAUAGCAUCGGCGAUUUUGAAGAAAAAUAGGAUGAAGGUCGAUGUUAGCUAAUGGCUUACAAAUUAACAGACAUAAUAUUGGAAGAAAAGAAUGGAAAAGUUAGGAAAUAAGCUUCAUACAUUUGCACUGAAUUUCUGUAGUGAAAAUAGACCCCUCUCUGGCAACCAGAGUUCCUUUCACUACAACUUUUCUCCUUUGAACUGGAAUUGUAAUCGGAAUCCACUACAUUUGAAAAAAGCAAAAAGAAAAAGGGAAGUGGAUCAUCCCUUUUGUCUUUAAAAACUGGUUUCUGAAGCAAGCAAAAGCAUCAAAAUUACUUGCUGUUCUGUACACAUGGCUGACUCCUUAUUCUGCCUCUCCAUAGUGCUAAAUGUUUCACCUGUUAAAGAACAUGUUGGCCAUCUGAGUGUGGCAUAGUUUGGAUUGUGGGUUUUAGCUGCAGGUGGCAAGAGAGCCUGUUUAGAUGCCUGCUUACAGGCUUCCAUCAUGAAGUGCAUAAUGUUAGUCUUCAAACCCAAAUGUAAAGAUGCCAGACUCUAAAAGGAAUGUUGUAGGUUCUUGAUGUGACCUUUCUUCAGAUUUAGUCUUCAUCUACAGAUUUUUGUUGAAGUGAGAAUCUCUUCAGAUAAAUCCACCUUUUGUUCCCAGCUCUAUAGCUUCGGUUUCUUUUUACAAAUUUUCUCUUAGGGGAGACACUAUAUAUCAGAGUGAAGUGUUUGAAUUUACAUGGGGUUCCAGAGAUGUUCAGAAUACUCAUCACUGAGUUUUUAAUAAAAUUUACUGAAAAUAAGGCAUCUUGUUUCUUUCCCUACAAUCAACUAGCACUUUAUAAGAAGUAAGCAAUAAGAUCAAAAGUGUAUUCCAUAGCAAGUUCUCCAGUGGUUUAGUGACUAAAUUAAUUUUAUGUUUUAAUCAUCAAAAAAUGUCUUUGGAGGUCUGAAAACAAGCUUUUUAAAUUCAGGAAAUGGCACUCUCUGCUGGUAAAAUAGAGGUGAUUGUAAUCCAAUACAUUAUUAUAAAUUUAUUUUAUAAUUUAAAACAUGUUGUUUAUAUUCUUUUUUAUAAUCACAACUAUGUUGAGUUUUGUUUAGCAAUAUGCAUCAAUCUUUGAAACUGUAACUGAAGGAAUUUGUGGGAUUUAUGUAAUCUUUUUAAUGUUUUUUUUAAAUAAAAGGAAUACUGAAUGAAGAUUCUAAUAUCCUGUCUUUUUCCAUACUUAUUACUAUAAACUGAUUAUUUACAGGUGAUGUUGAAAUCUAGCCUUCUAUCCAGAUCCAGACCUCAGCUACGAGUCCUGCUGAUUUUUUUGGCAAUGAAGUAGCAAAAAGAAAGGUUAAGAAUGUUGGAACUGUGAAAACAAUCUCUUAUUAUUUCUAGUUAGGAAAAAUGAGCCUUGCAGCCUGUCCCAAGGGGCACAAUGAAGCUAUUGCGAUCCGAGUGUCUCUCUAAUCUGGUAGCUUUGGAAUUAGGUUUCUCUGAAAGGCCAAGAAGGAAUAUUUAAGGAGAGGGAUGGGCAGUGACUAGGAGAUUUUGGAGUCACAUUUCCCAUCAAAGGUGUGUCUCCUUUGACGAGGUGCUUUGAAAUGUGUAACUAUUUAAAUAUCUCCCACAUUCGGUCACAGAUGAGACCUUCAAAUGCAGGUUCCACAGGGAAGGAAAUGACGAAAGGAAGGGAUCAUAAGACUGAGGAAGGACGCUUGUGUGGUUAAACUACAGGAAGAGUAGAGAGACGCGGGUGUUUCCAACUCUGCUUUUGGCUCUACUGCAAAUUGCUUUAUUUAUUUGUACUGCAGUAGCACCGAAGAGCUCCAUUUGUGUACCAGGACUCCAUUGUGUGAGGUGCAGCACAAACACCGAACAACAACCAGUCUGUUGUAGCUACCUCAAUACCCA